AUGCACCCACUCUCUACAAUUCUCGUCGGUAUUGAUGAGCCCGAUUACCUUAAAUUUCUUGUCCAUCCUGAACAUCUUUCAUCCCUGGACAAAAACAACGUCAUUGGUUGUCCAUUGCUUGUUCAGGUCAACUACUUUGAAUGCGGCAGAGUCGCAAUCACUGUCUCCAUUUCACAUAAAGUAGCUGAUGCAUCUAGCAUAUCUGCAUUCGUGAAUGAUUGGGCUUCCAUGGUGGCGCGACGGCAAAAGAAUUACGUCCCAUCUCAUCGAUUCAAUGGAGCUUCUCUCCUCCCACCGGAACUUGAAGAAGUUCCAGCUCCGAGCAAUACCAACAUAAACAUAAGAAGGAGGUCGGAAAAUAGCAGCACAAACAGUCGUCUCAAAGGGAUUUUUCUUCAGCGAUACGAAAAUCGCGCAACUCAAAUCCAUGGCAGCUGGUUAUGAUUUGGAUAGUCCAAAUCGGGUGGAAGUUGUGACCGCACUCUUCUAUCGGUGUGUGCCAUGAUCGCGUCAACGGCGAAAUCGGGUUCCUUCCACCAGGCUUCUGUGUUGUGGAACUCCUUCAACUUUCUGAUAAAACACUUGAUUUUGAAUUACAGACAACUUCUACUGGAAAUUUUGUUUACGGGUUUGCCAUACAUACUUCUGAAUUUUGAUUCAGCCAUUCAGGGAUUGAUAAGCAGGAAUUUUUGGAGCUUGUACAUCAAAUACGGGAUACUAAAACAAGACACCGAGAUUUCUACAUUAGCCUCAAGUUUGCUGCAGCGAAAUAGAGGUCGUCCUCAUCGUCGGCUGCAUUGCCGAAGGCCGUAAAUAUUGGAGAAGAAAAAAAGAGUGGAAACAAG
Messenger RNA from Oldenlandia corymbosa var. corymbosa, 845 nucleotides. NCBI's taxonomy places the organism in Eukaryota, Viridiplantae, Streptophyta, Magnoliopsida, Gentianales, Rubiaceae. The record is from the annotation of a GenBank genome assembly.